AUGAAGACUGGCCCAGCAAAAAUCAACUACAAUUCCAAACCACCUAAUUCUGGCUACAAGGGAAAAGAACGGCCGACUACAGUUCUGUUAGAUUUACGGCGUCUUACUGGUCAAGAAGAACUAUGUCAUGGUGAGGCGAUUAGCGUCCCUGAGCCAAACACAUGGUCCGUAUCACAUAUUCACGAGUCGCUGUCUUUGGAUGCCAUAAAGCCAAACAACUUCCUUGCCGAGAAAAUGACUUCGUGCCGGCAAUAUCACUAA
Molecule: messenger RNA, 261 nt
Organism: Dovyalis caffra
Lineage: Eukaryota; Viridiplantae; Streptophyta; Magnoliopsida; Malpighiales; Salicaceae
Source: the annotation of a GenBank genome assembly